Heteronotia binoei (common prickly gecko) is the source of this 6990-nucleotide messenger RNA. It is a transcript of the gene TDRD6, whose product is annotated as tudor domain containing 6. The record is from RefSeq and is a predicted model, not a curated record. Bases 10 to 6627 code for a protein of 2205 amino acids. NCBI's taxonomy places the organism in Eukaryota, Metazoa, Chordata, Lepidosauria, Squamata, Gekkonidae. The transcript has 4 exons.
UGCUCCGAGAUGUGCUCCGUCCUGCCCACGCCGGGCACCACCAUCACUUUGCGGGUCUCCUUCGUCGAGGUGCACCCGGAGAUCCCGCUGGCCCGCCUGUGGGGCCUGACGGGCGAGUGGGGCGAACUCUACGCCAGGCUCCGCGAAGACAUCCAGGCUGCGCCGGGCCCUCGCUUGGCCAGCGUCCCCGGGGGCGGCGGCGGCGGCGGCAGCCCCUUGGCCUUGUCGGUGGGCGACCUGUGCCUGGUGGAGCUGGGCGGGCAGUGGCAGCGCUGCCGCGUGGUGGGCCGCCAGCGAGGCCCCAGCCGAGACUACCGGGUCUUCCUGCUGGACGAAGGCCGCACCGUGGGCGCAGGCGCUUACUACUUGGCCCGAGGCCGCGAGGAGUUCUUCCACCUGCCCUCGGAGGUCCUGAGCUGCAUCCUGGCCGACCUGGUGCCCCCGGGGAACUUUGGGGUCGAGGCGGCAGCCGGGGGCGACCCCCAGGGUCUGACCACGCUGAGAGGCACCAGCAACAGUAGGCCCAGUUUUGGCUGGACGGCAGGUGCCGUGGAGUUCCUGGGCUACCUCCAUGGGAAAGAAGUCUCCGGAUUGGUGCGGGAGGUGCUCAUCCCCCAGCGCCUGGUGGUCCUGGAGCUGCCCCGGCUGCUGGCCCAGAUGCACCACCUGGGGCUGGCCAGCCAGAUCUCGCCCGCAGCCUUCCGCGCUUUGCUCAACGCCUCCCUGGGUGCCACUGCUAUCCCGCCGGAGCAGGCCUCCUUACCUUCUGCACCUCCUCCUCAGGUGCCCGUUGUUCCUGCCGCCUCCGCUCCGACCCGAGGCCAGUUAAGCCCCGGUUCCCUGGAUUACUACUACCCCAAGCUGGAGUUAAACAUGACCGAGUCAGUACUGGUGACUGAAAUAUGCGACCCACACAGAAUCUACUUCCAACUGCGCAGCCUCUCCAAAGAGAUCUACCAUCUCUCCGAUAGCAUGAGCCAAGCCUUUGAGGGGGCCAGAGGAGAUGGUGCGCAAGAGGCCUUACCCGCUCCUGGUUCUCCCUGUGCUGCCCGGGGCAUAGAUGGACGCUGGUAUCGAGCUUUGCUGCUUGAGAUAUAUCCUGGGGGUAGUGCGGAAGAGCAGCCGGGGGCGGUGGCCCAGGUGAUCUGCAUGGACUAUGGCAGGAAGGAGUUUGUGACCAAGAGAAACCUGCGUUGCUUGCCAGAGGUGUAUUUCCGGAUGCCAGUGGUGACCUACCUUUGCUCGUUGCAGGGGAUCACGGAUGGAGGUUGCGGCUGGACCCGCUCACAGAUUAGUGAGCUCAAGACUUUGCUUUUGGGCAAGGUGCUGCAAGCCCGCAUUGAAACUUACUGCGCCUUUGAGCAUGUAUAUUACGUGACCUUUCUGGGGGAAGAAGGCUUCAACCUCAACUGCCUUUUUGGGGUGCAGGCAAACUGCCUGACCCAGAGAUUUGUGCAUAGCCCUCAAGGGCACCCUUCGGACUUAGGGGCUGAACAGGAAAGCAUCAGUUCCUCUGCCAAGAAGGAGACACUGGGCAAGCGAUCCACAUUUACUGCCAGCUCCCUGCCCAGUCUGCAUUUGAAGGCAGGUGAGUGCCACAAAGUCCAAGUAUCCUUCCUCCAAGACCCCAUGCAGUUUUCCGUGUACCUCCAGGAGUACCACCAGCCUCUCUGUCGCUUGAAACAGAACUUACAAGACUUUUAUUCACAAAGCAAAAAACUAGAGGGGGUUCUCCUUGAGCCCCAGCCGGGUUCCUUGUGCUGUGUGAUGCUGAAGGAGAAUUUCUAUCACCGUGCCAUUGUCACCAGUGUGCAGGGAGAAGGCAUCGAAGUAUAUCUGGUUGACCGGGGGAACAAGGAAAUAGUUGACCUGUACAAGGUGAGGGAACUGCUUCCUCAGUUCAGAGAACUUCCUGCUGUGGCGCUCAGGUGUGCCCUGGCUAAUCCUUCUUCCUUGAGUCAGCCAUGGACUCCAUGCUCUGUAGACUAUUUCAAGAAAGCUGUGCUGAACAAGGAACUAGUGAUGCAGGUCCUGGGCAUGCAGGGGGACAUGUACAUAGUUGAACUUUUUGAUCAUUCUCUAGCAGGAGAAAAAAACAUAGCCAAAAUCAUGUCCCAGGGGAAGUAUGGUGAGCAUUAUGGCGAAGCAGUAUCAGAGACUAUCCAGAAGCUUUCGGAUAAGCCUGUGAGAAAGGGUGUUAAAGAACAGGGCGUAAGUCAAAACCCUAUGAGACAAACAUCUGCAAAAGAUGAAUUCCCAUCCAAACGUGACCAUCCAGCUUUGACGGCCAAACGCCAAGCACUUGGAGGCCUUUGCUCAUUGCCAAGUGAAACAGUUGGAAAAGAAGACUCUAAGGGUGUCCCAAACAGUUUGUCCUAUCUGGCGCACAACUACUCUGAAAUAAAGCCAGGAUUAUCUUGUGAAGGGCAGUUAGAAGUUGGAAGUACAGUAGAUGUGAUAGUAUCUUACAUAGAAAGCCCUAGUCUCUUUUGGUGUCAAUUGGCUAAAACUUCCCAUGACCUGAAGAUACUUAUGGCUGAGAUUCAGCAUUACUGUGUUCAUGCAGCACAGCCUCAUGACUGGCCUAACCCUGUGUGUUUGGCUAAGUAUUCAGAAGAUGGGAAGUGGUACAGAGCUCUUGUUAUUCGUGCCGACCGCUCUAAAGAAGAGGUAGAAGUUGCAUAUGUUGACUAUGGGAAUAAAGAGCUUGUUCCUAUAAAGAAUCUGUGCUCAACUAAGGCUGAGUUUCUCCAGUUGAAAGCCCAGGCUUUCCGAUGUAGCCUUUACAAUUUAAUUCAGCCAAAUAGCCAGGAUCCUUUUGUUUGGGAUGAAAAGGCCACUGAGAUUUUUCAGGAAUUUGUUGAUUCAGCAAGCAAAAUUGAACUGAAGUGUACCAUAUUUGCUUUAGCAGCAUUAAAUAAUGCAUACCUCUUUAACGUUGUCGACUUAAUCACACCUUUUGAAAGCGCGUGCCGUUUUUUAACAAGUAAGGGCUUAGCCAGAUCUGUAGCACCACAGAAACCCUUGAUAUCAUCAGUUCGCCUUCUUUCUUACUAUUAUUCAACACAUGACAUCAAAAUAGGCAGUGAAGAGUUGGUCUAUGUCACAUAUGUUCACGAUCUGUGUCUGUUCUACUGCCAGCUGGCCAGAAGCGCGCGUCUUCUUGAACACUUAACAAAUAAAAUUGGUAAGCUCAGCAAAGUGGGGCAUAGUUUGGAAUCCUCACCGGUUCCUGAAAACUUGUAUCUGGCAAAGUAUACUGAUGGCUGCUGGUACAGAGCAAUACUGGCUCAGCCAAGUACCACCAAUGAAGUCGUCUUUGUGGAUUAUGGGAAUGUUGAGGUGCUGAAAAAAGAAGAUCUGAUUUUAGUACCCAGAGAUGCCUAUGAGAUACUGCUUUUGCCAAUGCAAGCGAUUAAAUGUUCAUUGUCUGAUAUUGGUAAUGUACCCAAAGAAGCCGUCACAUUGUUUGAAAAUUUAGUGCUAGAAAAGCCCUUAAAGGCUUUAAUUGUAGCAAAAGAACCUGAUGGAAAACUGGUUGUUGAAUUGUAUGAUGGCAAAAUGCAGAUCAAUGCAAAACUGAAAGAAAAAUUAGAUUUACCAGGCAGCAAAAGAAUGGUCAGAUCUGCAGAAAGUAGGGAAUUGGGCAGUGAAGCAAGGAGGCCAUUUUUUACAGGGGGUGACCACUCUACCCCAGGGGUUAAGAGACACCUGUCUAAAAAUCUGGAACCCCUGGGCCAUAGCAGACCCAGUGCUGGGUACAGAGAAGUAAAACCCUCUCAUCAGAAAACAAGGGGAGAGACGGUGAUGCAGUUGUCUCUGCCAGUGGAAGGGCUUAGCCAAACUGAUCCAGUGGGAGUUAGGAGCAGACAUGAUGGGCCCCUGGAAAAGAGGGAAGGGACAGGUGAUAGCUUCGAAAACAGAAAUCAAAAGGACAUUUUCACAGACUCUUCACUUAAGAAAAUAUGUGAUUUGCCUCUGAAAAACCUAACCCCUGGUUUUAAGACCUUUGUGUAUGUUUCUCAUAUAAAUAAUCCUUCUGACUUUUAUGUUCAGCUAGUAGAAGAUGAGUCCCUGCUUGACAGUAUUUCAGAGAAACUAAACCAGUCUGAAGCAGUUGAGUUCCUGAAUGGACAGCAGCUCUGUGUAGGAGACUUGAUAGGUGCAGUUUUUCCUGAAGACAGCUUGUGGUAUCGAGCUGUAGUCCAAAAGCAGCCAUCUGAUGAAUUGGUCAGUGUACGAUACAUUGAUUUUGGCAAUACUGCAGUAGUUGACAUUUGCAAAACAUGUCGACUUCUGGAGGACUGUGCACUGUGUCCAAGAAUGAGCAUUCAUUGCUCUUUGGGUGGAGUGAAGUCCAGUGGGUGUCUAAAGUGGACAGAGGAAGCAGUGCUGUGCUUCUCCCAGAGUACAAGUGAAAUUCAGAUGAACUGUGAAUUUGUGGAACAGCUUGAAGACAAAUGGGAAGUUAUUCUGUGUGACAAAGAAGGUAACAUGCUGGCUGAUUUGGUUAAUUGUCAUCGUGCAUGCAAAAAAUCUCUGCCAGUAGAGACACCUGACAAAAAUGAAACCGAAGUUGACUUGAUUCAUUUGGGUAAAGCUGUUUCUGAUGAGCCUAGCAGACCUGCAGGUGUACAGGAUGCCAAGUCGUUUUUCUGGGAGGCACCUGUAGGUGGACAAACUGUAAAAGUGUUUACAAGAGCCACAAAGAGCCCAGAUUAUUUCUGGUGUCAGUUUGCUGAUCUGUCUGAAAUCAGUUCCAUUGAAAAGAAAGUCCAGGAUGCUGCAAAGCUGGUUGGUUGUAAUAUGACUGAUUUGAAAAUUGGUUGCCCUUGUCUAGCAAAAUGUAGUAAAAGCGAAAAUUUUUACCGAGCAACAGUUACCAGUGUACAAGAGAACGCCUUGAGAGUUGCUCAUGUUGAUUAUGGAACUGAGGACCUUGUCACCAGAGAGAUGUUAAGGGAGAUUUCUGAUGAGCUGUUAACACUACCUCCUCAAGCGUUUCCAUGUAGUCUGUUUGGAUUUAAUUCCUCUGAGGGGUCCUGGGUAGAAGGAACAAUUGAUAUCUUUUGCAUUAAAACAGUAGAUUCUUUACUAGAUGUUACUGUUAUAGAAAUACUGUGCAGUAGGCCUUCUGAAAUCCCAUUAUUUGCUGUUAACUUGGAAUGUCAGGGGGAAAGCAUUAAUGCACAAAUGAAACCUUUUUGGAAGCCUAACAUUGAAGACAGUGGCUCAGCUGUGACAAACCUCUUCAGUCAUGAAGGACAGAACAAAGAUGCUAAGGCAGAAGAUUUGAAAGCUGUUCUCUGUGAAAUGGAAACGUCUGCUUUCACUUCAGUGGCUUCAAAAGGUACCAAGGCUUCAGAGGAUUUGUUAUGUGCUCCAGAGCCUUUUCAGCCAACAGAAGAGUGUUCAGCUUCUACAAGAAAUGUGGGACUUUGUGAAGCGAAAGGAAAUGAAUAUCCAGCCAAGCAUCACCAGACCACCUUUGAGGUACUUAAUAUAGGGGAACAACAAACUAUACCUGAGGUGCCUCCUGAUGAACUGGACUGUUUGGUCCCCGAGAGAGAAGGUGAGCGCAAGAUGUGUGCUGUUAGUUGUACAGAUGUUUCUGAAACACUGUCUCCAGGGAGUGUUGAAACAGAGGUGUCGGAACAAAAUCCCUUUGAAGCCCAAGAGGAGGGCUUAACACAGGAUCCCUUUGACAUAGAGCUGCUGUUGAGCGUUGAAAAUGUCUCAUCAGAAAGCUUGGUGGGACUGGAAUCCAUUGAUUCCAAUCAGCCCUUACCACAGGAUCCGUUUGACAUGGAGCUGUUGUUGAGUGCUGAAAAAGCCUCCUUGGAAAGCUUAGUGGAACUGGAACCCAUUGAUGUGAACCAUCUCUUGUGUGAAGAAAUGCGAGAGACCUCCAAACUGGACUUGGUUGAAGAGCCCUCAGAAACAGAGUUAAAUCCAAGCCCUUUGCUAAUGGAUGAAGUGAGCUGUUGGCGAAGCUGUGGGCAAGAGAGACCACUAGAACUGCCAGACCCUUCACCACCCCCGUUGCUAGCUGUCGAAAGCCAGGAGCUGCGCUUAUUGUCUGCUGUACCCCCUCCCUCUCUCCCAGAAAUUCAGUCUGGCCUUUCAGAAAACAAAUUAGAACUGCAAGCCACAUGUUGCACGGGAGAGGAAAUAGAUCUGUGUGAAACUGGACCUGAUGCCCCGAAGCAGAACGACAUGAAACAGCAAGCUGUUUUGGAGGAGAGCGUGGAACAAGUAGAGACGAGGCCUGUCCCAUGCACUGGUUUUGAAGACAGCAAUAGCGAGUUGGCCGAGGAUGAUUUUGCAAAUCAGCUGCAGUGGGGAGAGCAAGCUGAAGCUUCACGUCGGAGUGCUGAAAAAAAUGACACUCCUUGUGAGUUAAAAGGAUUUGAUGUUGGAUCUGAAUCAGUGGUGGGGAGAGAUGCACAAAGAUAUGAGGCUCAGAGCUUGGACAUUUCUACUGAAGGCACAGAGGUAUUAUGUGAAGAAAUAGAUACCCUGCCUUAUAUGUCAGAAAGUAGUUUAGCAGUUGAAGCCCUGAAAGUAGAGAUGGAUGAUUCAGACAUCGAUGCUGAUCCUUUGGGGUUAAGUGACCAGCAACACUGAAAGCAUACCUGCAAGAUGGAGCUGUUGAGCACGAGCUUCUUCAGAUUUCGGUACUGAUGACCGGGGCAGCUGAGAGGGCGAGUCCUACUUCACUGGGAAGGAGUUUGCUACUUAAAUGAGCCCCCAAAGUAUUUUCUUGGAAUAGUGGUUUUUGGUAAGACCGGAAUACGGGAUUAGUAGACUUAGUUGUCUUUGUCUUGAUGCUCUAAAACUGUUUAAACUCUGUUAUGAAUGGAAGAAAUACACUUUUGAGUGUACUUUGAUUAUACCAACCUCUUAAAAGAAGUUCUGGAUAUUUAGAACACUGUGUUUUGAACUUUGGUUAACUAAGGGAGAAUAAACUUGUUUUGUUUUUGCUGUUCA